UGGCGAGCGGGCAAGAUGGCGGCGGCGGCCGCGGCCUCGCCUCAGGCGCAGCCCGGGCCCGCGGGGGAAGGCGCGGAGGAGGCGGGCCCGGAGGGCGGCGGGCCGGGCGCGGAGGGGCCCGGCGGCGGCGGGGAGGCGGAGGCGGAGGAGUUCGCGUGCCCGGCGCACUGCGGCGAGCUGGCCUGGCGGCAGAACGAGCAGCGCCGCCUCGACCUCUUCUGCGACAUCACCCUGGCCUUCGGGGGCGGCGCCGGGCCGCUGCGCGAGUUCCGCGCCCACCGCUCCGUGCUGGCCGCCGCCACCGACUACUUCACCCCGCUGCUGUCGGGCGGCUUCGCCGAGUCGCGCUCCGGGCGGGUGGAGCUGCGCAAGUGGAGCUCGGAGGGGGGGCCCGAGCCGGACACGGUGGAGGCGGUGGUGGGCUUCAUGUACACGGGCAGCAUCCGCGUCAGCCCGGGCAACGUGCACGAGGUGCUGGAGAUGGCCGACAGGUUUUUAUUGAUGCGGUUAAAGGAAUUCUGUGGAGAGUUUCUGAAGAAAAAACUGAAUCUCUCCAACUGUGUGGCUAUUCAUAGCUUAGCUCAUAUGUAUUCCUUGAACCAGCUUGCCCUGAAAGCCGCAGACAUGAUAAGAAGAAACUUCUGCAAAGUUAUCCAAGAUGAAGAGUUCUACACGUUACCCUUUCACCUCAUCAGAGACUGGCUUUCAGACUUGGAAAUCACAGUGGACUCUGAAGAAGUUCUUUUUGAGACUGUCUUAAAGUGGGUUCAGAGAAACGCUGAUGAAAGAGAGAGGUACUUUGAAGAACUCUUUAAACUGCUCAGACUGUCUCAGAUGAAACCCACUUACCUUACCCGGCAUGUCAAAUCUGAAAGGCUAGUAUCCAGUAAUGAAGCCUGUCUUAAAUUAGUAUCUGAAGCUGUGGAAAGUCAUGCCCUGAGAGCUGAGAACUUGCAGUCUGGUAAUUUACAACAUUCUGCUUAUCCUGUAGCAUUGCUGCCUCGCUAUGGGCAGAACAUGGAUGUCAUCAUGGUGAUCGGUGGUGUGUCAGAGGGAGGGGAUUAUUUAAGUGAGUGUGUGGGGUAUUUCAUCGAUGAAGAUAGGUGGGUAAACUUACCUCACAUACAUAAUCACCUUGAUGGACAUGCUGUUGCUGUCACAGAAUCAUAUGUUUAUGUGGCUGGCUCCAUGGAACCUGGCUUUGCCAAGACUGUAGAAAAGUACAACCCCAACAGAAAUGUCUGGGAGCAAGUCUCUCAUCUGAUAACCAGAAAGCAUUCUUUUGGCCUCAUUGAAGUCAAGGGGAACUUGUACAGUAUUGGUGGACAUGGUAACUUCAGUCCUGGCUUUAAAGAUGUAACCAUUUACAAUCCCGAGCAAGACAAAUGGCACAACCUGGAGUCGGCCCCAAAGAUCUUACGUGAUGUCAAAGCAGUCACCGUAGAAGAUCGAUUUGUUUACAUUGCUGCUCGAACCCCAGUUGAUGAUAGUGAAGAUGGUUUAAGGGCAGUCAUUACCAGAUAUGACACGGAGACAAGGCACUGGCAAGACAUCGAGUCUCUGCCACUCAUUGAUAACUACUGCUCUUUUCAGAUGUCUGUUGCCAACACAAACUUUUACCAGACAGCAUCAUGCUGCCCCAAGAGUUACCCCAUAGAUAAUGAAGAGGCUAAGAGAAAGAUCUCUGGCAGAAUACCAGAGGAGAUUCUUGAAAGUUUACCUCCAGAAGUUCUUAGCAUUGAAGGGGCGGCCAUUUGCUAUUUUAAAGAUGAUGUUUUCAUCAUUGGUGGGUGGAAGAACAGUGAUGAUAUAGAUAAGCAAUACAGAAAAGAGGCCUAUCGUUAUUGUGCUGAGAGAAAGCGAUGGAUGCUUCUCCCUCCCAUGCCGCAGCCUCGCUGUAGAGCAACAGCCUGCCAUGUAAGAAUCCCAUUCAGAUGCUUACACGGUACGCAAAGAUACCCUAUGCCACAAAAUUUGAUGUGGCAAAAGGAUAGAAUACGGCAGAUGCAGGAAAUACAUCGGCAUUCUUUAAGCUUGCGAAGAAUGCCCCGCUCACAGAUUGAGUGCUAAUUCAUGGAAGACCAUUCCUCUAAUAAACCUGGUUUAAGAAAUACGGUGCUAUCUAUUUUGUAAGGCUCAAUACAGUGCCAUCAUAUAUUAGGAUUUGAAUAACUGAACUGGUUGCUGGUUUGAUGCAUAAAAGUCACAUCUUUACUUAAAUACUGAGGAUGGGAAAUAGUUAACAAACACCUAAAAUCCCUCUUUCUUAUGUAUCAUUGAGAGGAGCAUACAGUAGCCCAGGAAAACUAAAUUCCUAUUAAGGGGAUGUGAUGAAAUGCCUGACACUUUAAGAAAAUUUGAUGCAGAAUCUGUUAAUUCUCUUGUCCAACCCUCAUUUUCAAGGAUUUAUAUGGAGUUAGUCUGUCAACAGUUCCUUCAAUUUAAAAAACAAACAGCUGUAUUCUUAAAGCACCAAUUUUAUUUGUACUUACAUAUUGAUAUUCCUUUAGCUUCUCUUCUCCUGAGUAGCUGAAAUUCACAUACCAUUGGCAUCCGUGCACUUAGUUCUCCAAAACUGAAGGCACAUGCAAUAGUUAGGAAUACCUGUUAUAUAAAAAUAAAAGCACAAUCUUUUUUCAUAAAAUUACUUCAGGAUGUUUCUCUGUGUGUGUUAAAUACUUUUUCUGUAUAUUGUAGAAAUGCCAGAGUUUACUUAUAACAAAUGAUUGCUAAAACAUCAGAGACUUACUAAAAUGGCAUUUGAGACAGCACUUGGGAUGAUUUCACUAUCUGGACAUCCUUCAUGUUUCUGGGUCUCUUCUUUGUCAGCUUGAUUAGAAACUUAGACAAACAAUCAACCUGAUUAAAUGAGUGAAAACAGUAAAAAUGUUAACAGUAAAAAAGUAACUGUCCACUUCUAAAAUAACUGAGGACAUUAGGGAUUACUAAAAGCAAAAUUAUUUCGUAGCAGGAUAUUAAAAAUGGAGCUACUUUAAGUUUUUUUCCCGAACAUGACACACAUUUAAUUCCAGUAAGAGUUUGAAAAAUGAACCUGUAUCCAGCCUGCCUUUCACAAUCAAUACUUUUUUGCCGUCGAUAUAUUUUCUCUAUAAACUUAGAGUAGCAGUGCCACACUGUUCAACAGAAACAAGUGCUAAUUUGUUAGGGAAGUGGAACAAUCAGUUCUUAAAAUCUAAUUGCCAAUAAGAAGCUUUUAGGGAUCUUAAGCCUUCACAGUCUUCAAAUGUUUGAAUUCUCCAUUUAUUCUGUUUGCAGCAUUUAUAGAUGAUUGCGGGUGAAAUUAAGCUAUUUAAUUUUUUGACAUCUGAGAUUGUUUUAUGAAUAGGGCCAUGUUGGUUCUAGAUUAUUUAAUACAAUAUUCUGUAAGGGAAAUAUCCAACACAUUGUCCCAUGGAAGUAUCAUUGCCCAGAAGUAACCAUCCAACUAAGCCCUCUCCCCUUAUUCUCAUCGUGAAAGUUGCUCAAUUAUUUCUUGUGAAUUCCAUUGUCCUUUCUACCUCCUCUUCUUCCAAACCUUCCCUUUAUUUAACUGUUUGGAUUAUUUCCACUGUAGGCCUAACUCAGGAUUUUAGGGAAAGGAAAGGAGUAGUAACAAGGGUAUCCCAAAUGUCUACACAGUCAAACAUUGCUGAAAAAGCUGCUUUCUCUUGUUCAUUUUAUGGUAGAGUGUCUUAAAUGGGGGCAGCUAAUUUUGGAAAGCUCUUCUAAACAUUUUACUCUUUUUAAAAGUUUAACUUUCUGAACUGACACUUCUCAUUUUCCAAUUCAGCAGGCAGUCUAGAUCAUGUCUGAAAUACUAGGUAAGUCUUUCAACUGCAUGAUGUGUACAGGUUUUUCUGACUUGCAUAUGACCCUUAAUAUUUCCUCUUGAAAUUCACUUGACACUUUCUGUAUCAUUAACUUGCCUUGCUGUAAUAUUCAGACUAAUCCAGGCUUGUAAAAAUUGCCAUGAAAAUGUAACAGCUCAGAUACAAUCUAAUGAUGUGCUAAUACCAUCAUGCUGGAUUUUACUUGGCUUUUGAAUUACGCUGCAAGAGCAAGCGGGCAGGUCGAAAUUUGCAAGGCAGGUCUCACCUGUUUAAGAGGGGAAAUCAGUUAGCUUAUUCAAGUUCAAGGCUGACAUCCAGAAGUUGUUGGCUCUGAAAGACCUGCAUGAAUUCAUUUGGCAAGGUGCUGAUGAAUGUAGUUUAUCAACAGCACUGAUAGAGUAUUUGGUUGUAAAAUAUCACAAUUAUCAUAUUUUAAUUGCAAUCUAAGCAAAAUCUUCGAGUUGCAUAUCACCACAGAUCAACCUAGGCCAGCAGAUGCUCAAGCAUGAUCUUGUUUGGUUAUAACAAAAAUUAAUAACAGCCCUUGCCAUGAAAUAACUUUUGGCUUUUGUACAUCUUAGAGAUCUUAAAAUUCUUAAAUGAAGAUGUAAAAAUAACUUCAUGCCCGGGUGGUCUAACUUGUGAAUGCCAGCCCUGGUUUAUCAUGUGAUGCACUUUAUCUCACUUCCGGUGUGUUCAGUUUGCAUGAUGAGUGAUGGGCACUAUGGAGCAUAGUCAAUUUCAUGGCAGUCUUUUUAUAAUGCCAGUUCCAGGGGACCUCUUAAAUUCAAUGUAAAAAAGCCUAUUUAAAAAUGAUGUGGCUCAAUGGCAUAUGCGCACGUGUUUUUAAACAAAAAAUCUAACUGCCCAUUGUACACAAAGUAGUUGUUAUAAGAUGUAGAAAACUUAAAAUGUGUGUUGACUGUGGAUCUAGCUUAGUCCACUAACCUGUCAGCCAUUUAACAAGUUCCUUGUGGCCCUCGAUUAGCGUAGCGUGGUGGUACAUGUAAAACACUCUGGGCACUCUUCAGCUAUUGUUACAGCAGGGUAGUUAAACUAACAAGAAUCUUACACCUAUAUCCAGUAAGCAUAACUAAACUGACUCCUGUCUGUUUUUCAUUAAGAAAAAAAUCAGGUAGAAUAUUCAGACUAUUCUGCCGUUUAAGACAAUCAUACCUUUUUUGCUGUACUAAACACAUGCCAUGAAAUGCAUAGUCUAUGUCCUAUCUUUCUGUUCAGAAUAUUAGUGAAGUAGCAUAAACCUCUGACCAGCUAGACUGGCAGUGUAAUCAUUUUUAGGUGCCAUAUGUGUACAUAGUAUUUUAUAACAUCCCAAAUGGUCUAUUAGUAAGUAAAUGUUUUGUAUGUAUUUUUAAUACUUCUCUUGCACAAAGUUGGAAGGACACUACCCCAAACAUAUCGAAUAUAUGCACUAAAUAUUCUCUGCUACUGCUUAUUGAUGUUAUCCUCAAAUUAUUUUUCCAUUACAGUAAACAGUGAAAUAACAGGACUAUUGCGUCAAUGUAUAUUUUUGUUUACUAGAGGCAGACUGCAUUGUGCAGAUUAACGAAGUUUAAGGGCCUUUUGACCUGAAAUUACAAUAGUAUACUGUAGUGUUAGACUUGUUUGUAAAGGACCCAGUUAAUAUAAGUGUAUUUGUAUGGCUUAGCUUUAUUUUCAGCCACGUCUCAAAUAGAAUAUAAUCAUCUUUAAUAUAACCAGUUUAGGGGAAGCUUCCUAAUACAAGCACUCUUGAGGAUAUAAUCCUAUAAAGUACAUUAAUGUUAAAUGUAGAAAUAACUAGAUGUCUGAAGAACAUUAAUAGUCAUAGAUAUUCCUCAUGGAUCCACAUCACUCUGGAUCCCAUGACCUAUAAGGCAGCUGUUCUCUUCUGUCAGUUUUAGUGCAGGCUUCUGCAAUUGCUUGGACAAGCAGUAACCUCCAUACCGGGAAGAAUUACAUUGCUUCCUGUAAGGUAAAGUAGAGUUUCUGUUUGAAACAAAGAAUAUUGUAAUAUUUAAGUUCUUGAAACUAAACAUUGUUCUAAUGUUUUGUUGUAAUAAAAGUUUUUUAUUUCUCUAU
Messenger RNA from Mauremys reevesii (Reeves's turtle), 5912 nucleotides. RefSeq names its product kelch like family member 11 (gene KLHL11). Gene Ontology annotation, molecular function: protein binding. Lineage: Eukaryota; Metazoa; Chordata; Testudines; Geoemydidae. Bases 16 to 2070 code for a protein of 684 amino acids. The transcript is spliced from 2 exons. The record is from RefSeq and is a predicted model, not a curated record.